UAAACAUAACGUGUAUCACUUCACCCGGAAGUAAUGAGAAGCGUUUCAAGGUUACAUAAGCGUAAAUAGUUGUUGUGAUUUCAUAGCUAACGUUGUAUUAUAUAUAUAUUUAAUAUAUCGGUGCUGUGGACGUAUAGUGCUUAUGUUUAGCUAACAACCCGACUUUGAAGUUGGUCUUUCAGAAUAAUGCAAACUUUGAAAGGAGUCAGACACUUGAUGAUAUCAGCUACCAUGAAACAAACAGUGUCAGAGUUCAAUAUGCCAGUGCCRUGGGGAGAGAUAAGGGGCAAGGUCUGGGGUCCUGACCAUGGUCGACCAAUACUCUGCCUGCACGGCUGGGCAGACAACUGUGGCACUUUCAACACUCUCAUUCCACUGCUGCCAAAAGGCAUUGAUGAGGCUUUUGGCAGCAAACCCCUCUCUCUCGGAGCAGUCAGCCCACAUUCUUCUAGAACGAGGACUCGCUCAGGUUGAAGGAGGGGUGGUGUUCACCCGAGACUUUAGAAUCAAUCUGAAAAACGUUGUGCGUGUCAGCCUGGAGCAGAGUCUAGAGUUGCAGUCCAGGAUACAGGCCAGAGUUCUAGUAGUACUGGCGGAGGAGGGGUUCGAGAAGAUGUUUUCUGAACCACAACAGAAGACAUUUACCUCAACGCUACUUCAAGGGUAUAAAGACCAACGCGGCAUGGUGGUUAACGUACCUGGUGAUCAUCAUGUCCACCUGAACAACCCUGAGACUGUGGCCCAAAUCGUCACUGACUUCCUCCAGGAAGAAGCUCCUUCACACAGCACUGCAGAGGAUACACAGGCAGCCAAGUUAUAAUCCCCCGCCCCUUCCCCACUGUGUUAGUUAGAAUUUAGAACUCUCAAAUACAUGCAGUGUGCCUGUAGCCUUCCUGGUGCCAUCCAUCCAUUCAUAAUAUGAGCAGUAUUAAAGGUAGACUCAGCGAUAUGGCGUAGAUGCAGAAAGUAAAUGGCAUAGUGGGUACAUUUCCGCAACAAUUCCUGGUGAACCCGUGAGCUGGACUGUGUGAKAGCGAAGUCUUGUAUCUCGCUCAUCUCAAUAUCUGCGGUGCURCACGUGCCAACGUCAUUCCUCUGAAUCUACCCAUAACAUGAGACUGGAUCAGUUUACAAACCUGUAGACACAGAAUAAAUUGCUACUUGUGCAAAUAGACAACUGUUGCAUAAACAGAUUUGAAAGACUUUAAAACCCUAA
Molecule: messenger RNA, 1216 nt
Organism: Salvelinus sp. IW2-2015
Lineage: Eukaryota; Metazoa; Chordata; Actinopteri; Salmoniformes; Salmonidae
Gene: serhl
Product: serine hydrolase like
Source: RefSeq, a predicted model, not a curated record